This is a messenger RNA of Moneuplotes crassus, 2045 nucleotides long. The record is from the annotation of a GenBank genome assembly. NCBI's taxonomy places the organism in Eukaryota, Ciliophora, Spirotrichea, Euplotida, Euplotidae.
UUAAAAUUAAUAACUCCAAAGUUAUGAACAAGAAACAUCUUGAUGCUGACGAUACCGAGGAUGCUACCUGGCUAGCUAGAGAGAUUGGGAAGUUCAACGGAAAUCUUGAUAGAGGAAUGGCCUUCCUCCUAGGUGCCAAUUUUCAGAAGUUUGGAAAGAAGUAUGGUAGAGAUGCAUACACUCAAUUAGCCACAAUUUUAGAAAGAGCUCUAAGCGACAUAAAACUAGGUAAAAAUCAAAUGAAUCAGGUCUACAAAGAACUAUAUGAACAAGAGUGCCUCAGUGAUUUUUUGGAGUCAACUCACUUCAAGGAAUACAAAAGAGAUUUUAUCAAAAGAUAUGAGACUCAAAAAUCUAAAAUAAUAUCUGACGAUGGAGAAAACUCAACAGGGAUGACCAAAUCCUUAGUCCAGACUCCUUCGGAGCCUUCUGUUCUUCCUACUAUUUCUGAAAGAUUGCCCCAAAAUGCUGUUGUUGACUCUAAUUUUUAUGACAAAAGGAAAGAGGCUAACGAGGUCUCUACCUUCCAAGGCAACCUAAAUUCAAACAAAGAUCUCAAUGAAGAAGAACCUGAACACAGUGAAAAGGUACAGAAAGCUUUCUUCAGGCAAAGAGAGGAGCAAAUGCCACACCCUGCAGAAAAUCUUGAGCAUAGUGAAGGUUAUGUAAUCUCAUAUCGCAAUUCCGUUGACUCCCAAGAAGCUCCCCCUCUUCAAGUUGAUAGCCAAAUGCAUCAGAACUUAUCUGGAGAACAAAUAGGCUAUAAGAGAAAAAAGACUGGAGAGGAACACGAAGCCCAUAUUGAACUUCAGCUCCAAAAAGAAGAGCUUGCUCAAAAACUUUUAACGCAAAACCAUCCUCCAGAAAAUCCAAAUUACUAUCAAAAUGAUGACCCUAUGGAGUCUUACCAACCGGUUUCAGAUGCAGAAGACCCAAACCAAGCAGGUUUUGACCACCAAGAAUUCGCUCGAAACAGAGCAAUGAAGGAACAACUCCGGUUUGAAGAACAAGAUAGGGUAAAUAAGGACGAACUUGAUGUACAUAAAAGAAGUAACUCUGAAGAACUUGCCCCUCUCAAAAAGAUAAUUACACAAUCUUCCAAUCUCCCUAAAGGGAUUCAUGAUAUAAGACAUAUCCCAGAUGCUAAUGCUCAGGCCCAGCUUCUCAACGAGCAUAACCAAGAGCUCUCAGAUCCUGGUGAAGCCGAGAUUAUUGAAAAAGCAUUCAGAGAACAAAAAAUUGCAAAGGAGCAACAAGAUGCAUUUGAAAGAUUGCAAAGAAAACUAGAGCAAGAGCGCAAGGAUAAAGAAGUAGCAGAUCAGAUCCAGAUUGAGGAAAGAAUCAAGGUUCAACAGUACAGAGCAAAAUCCAUCUGAGAAAUAUGCAACUACUGAAUUGGAGAUUCUGAAGUUGUGGAGCUGUCUUGAGGCGACUUCUUUCACCCUUCUUGCUUCAAAAAGUAUGUUAAAAAGUGAGUCAAUCAAAAUUCAUACCCAAUAAAUUGCCCAGAUUCUGAUUGUGAUGAAGCAAUCGGUUAUACUGUGCUGAAAAAUUAUUGUACUCAAAAGCUCUAUGCUAAGAUUGAGAGGGCAAGGAUGUCUGAGCAUUGUGGUAGUUCGAAGCCAAACAAAGAAGAGAAUCAGUCUUCUAAGAGAUCGAGAAAAGACUCUAGACAUCACAUGGAAGAUCGAGAUUCCAAAAAUGAAGGUCUAUUCACUAAUAUUGGGAAAUAUUUCAAGCGUUCGUAAUCCCUUGAUAGAUGCAUCUAUCCUCGCAUUCUUUUGGAUUAUGAUACUAUUUAUCUCCAAAAUAAAUGCAAUGAAUUGGAGAAAAAAGAUGCACAAAUGGACUCUUGGGCGAACCUUACAACUGAGGACCUAGAUAACAGAUAGCUAUAAGAGACUCUUGUCUUGUUGAACGAGCAAUCUAGAGAGUAUGACUCAACUUAUAUCACUCAAUAUAGUUGCUUUUAUUUCAGCACAAUGACAAGAAUUUCUCUAAAUUUCUAUUUCCAUCAUCCCUCAAAUAAGUAACAUUUGCCUAAA